This is a messenger RNA of Pochonia chlamydosporia 170, 687 nucleotides long. Its product is annotated as manganese/iron superoxide dismutase, binding site. Gene Ontology annotation, biological process: superoxide metabolic process. The coding region runs from base 1 to 687 and encodes 228 amino acids. The record is from RefSeq and is a predicted model, not a curated record. NCBI's taxonomy places the organism in Eukaryota, Fungi, Ascomycota, Sordariomycetes, Hypocreales, Clavicipitaceae. Gene Ontology annotation, cellular component: mitochondrion. Gene Ontology annotation, molecular function: metal ion binding; superoxide dismutase activity. The transcript is spliced from 3 exons.
AUGUCGUCAGCGCUUCUUCGCACAACGCCCAUUGUGAGGGCUGGCUUCCGCGCCGCUAAGCCAAUCGCCAUGGCUAGCACCAGCUUCGUCCGCGGCAAGGCUACUCUGCCCGAUCUCCCUUAUGACUAUGCCGCCCUCGAGCCCUACAUCUCCGGCCAGAUCAUGGAGCUGCACCACUCCAAGCACCACCAGACCUAUGUAAACAGCUUCAACGCCGCUACCGAAGCCCUAGCCGAGGCGCAGUCCAAGAACGACACCAAGGCUGCUGCUGCGCAGGCUCCUCUUCUGAACUUCCACGGUGGUGGCCACGUCAACCACUCGCUCUUCUGGGAGAAUCUUGCUCCCAAUGGCAAGGGUGGUGGUGGUGCGCCCGAGGGCAAGCUUUUGACCGCCAUCAACGAGGAUUUCGGAUCUUUCGAAAACUUGAAGAAGCAGACCAACGCUGCUCUUGCUGGCAUCCAGGGCUCUGGCUGGGCUUGGCUCGUCAAGGACAAGACGUCUGGUACCCUUGGUCUCGUCACCCGAGCUAACCAGGAUCCCAUCACUGGCAAUCUGGAGCCUCUCCUGGGUAUUGAUGCCUGGGAGCAUGCCUACUACUUGCAGUACCAGAACCGCAAGGCCGAGUACUUCAGUGCCAUCUGGGAGGUUGUUAACUGGGGCACUGUCUCUAAGAGAUUCGAGAAAUAG